AUGGAGACAUACAGUUCAUACAAUGUCGCGGUAAUUCUUUUCGCCGCGUUUGGCUCUCUUUUUGGAGGCUAUGGCCUUUCCGUUAUUGUGGCUACACUUGGUCAGCCAACGUGGUAUUCCUCACUGAACAUUGACCCGACAUCUAGCCAUGCCACUGCUAUCAUCGGCGCUGCGAAUGGUGUCUUCUUCGCAGGAGGCUUUUUUGGAUGUCUAGUGUCGGCAUACGCAGUCGAGAAACUAGGGCGACUCAAUGGUCUCCGUCUAGCGGCUGUGAUAGGUAUCAUUGGCGCAGCAAUCCAGACCGGAGCAGUCAAUCAAGGCAUGUAUCUGGCAGCUCGUGUCAUCACUGGUCUCUCCGUUGGUCAAGUCAUCGUGGCAAUGCCGACAUACUACGCAGAGGUUGCUCCUCCACAUUCGCGAGGGCUCAUGGCUGGUGCUCACGGCUCUUUUAUCAACGCAGGAUAUGCACUGGCAGCCUGGAUUGGUUUCGCGUGUUUUCACGCUUCCGAGACUAGCUUCGGCUGGCGAUUUCCAAACGCUGUGCUCGUGAUCCUUGCAUUGUGCGUUCUGGGUGGGAGCUUUUUCAUUCCCGAAAGUCCUCGGUGGCUCUGUUCUCGUGGACAAGACCAGAAGGCAUUGGAAAUCCUUUGCAGACUACACCACGACAAGCAUGAUCCUGAAGACCAUUUUGCACACCGAGAGUUGGGCCUCAUCAGAAAACAACUGGAGGCGGAUCGUGUGGCCCUCUUGACUGAUGGAAAGUGGCAACUCUUCACGAAACAGACGUACCGAAAACGCUUCAUUCUAGCCCUUAUGCUGUUGGUGGGUGGGCAGAAUGUCGGCGUGCUAGUUAUCAACAACUACAACACACUUCUUUACCAGUCCCUCGGAUUGAGUAACUCGGAAGCAUUGAUCGUUGGCGCUGGGUACAAUACUUGGGCCAUGAUUGCCAACUUUGCUGGUGCAAUGUUCUCGGAUCGUCUAGGUCGUCGAAAAGCUCUUCUUGCUGGCUACACUGCCAAUGUGGCGAUGUUUACUGUCGCCACGGCUUUGAUCGCAAAAUACUCUGAGACGAAUUCUAAGAGUUAUGCUGCUGCGGCAUUGACAUUUCUGUUUCUCUACGUUACUGCUUAUGGAAGCGCAAUCGACGUCAACCAGUUCACCGUCGCCUCCGAGAUCUUUCCAUCGCACCUGCGCUCAAUGGGCACUGGCCUUGCAAUGUCAGGACUCUUCCUGGCCGACACCUUGUGGCUCGAGCUCGCAUCGACGGCAAUGGCUACGAUCGGCUGGAAAUACUAUCUCAUAUUCCUCUGCCUUGGUGUAGUCCACACAAUCUAUCUAUACUUUAGACUUCCAGAGACUUCUGGACUUGCGUUGGAAGAGAUCGAUGCCCUAUUUGGAAAGGCAGUAGCUGGACAUAUUCAGGAUGAAGACUUGGAGAAAGUUGCCGUACAACACAAUGAUAACGUGACGGAGCUGGUCGAGGACCCUCAAAACAGGCAUCAAGCCUGAGAAGCCG
Molecule: messenger RNA, 1519 nt
Organism: Exophiala oligosperma
Lineage: Eukaryota; Fungi; Ascomycota; Eurotiomycetes; Chaetothyriales; Herpotrichiellaceae
Exons: 9
Coding region: 1-1512 (503 amino acids)
Biological process (GO): transmembrane transport; carbohydrate transport
Cellular component (GO): membrane
Molecular function (GO): carbohydrate:proton symporter activity
Source: RefSeq, a predicted model, not a curated record